Symbiodinium natans is the source of this 1161-nucleotide messenger RNA. Lineage: Eukaryota; Dinophyceae; Suessiales; Symbiodiniaceae. The record is from the annotation of a GenBank genome assembly.
AUGCACGUCACGCCGAGCACGGACCUCUUCUGUGCGGCUCCCGGGGUGCAAGCCGCCGUCCGAAACUUGGACGAAGGGCGGUUGGCCAGGCUUCUGGCCGACUUGGAGGAAAGGCAUCGCUGGCUCGUCUAUGAGGCUGAAGCUCCUGGCAGCAAGGGUGUGACAGACUGGACUCGACGCUGUGUGCGCCAGGCGGAUCACAUCCUCGUGGCGACGAACUUUAACGGGCAGGGCCGUGGCGAUGUGGAGCCGACUCUGAACGAGAAGCACGUCUGUGACGCAGCGCCGCUGUACGUCACCCGAGAGCUGCUCCUGCUCCACAAAGGAGUCCAGGGGAAGAGUGGCAAAGUCUCCAAGCUGUCCUCCAUGGACGACUGGUUUGUGGGUGCGGCUGCGCGGGCUGACUCGCUGCGGCCGGGCGUUACAGGCUUCGUGCGACAUCACCUCUUUGCACCCCGUCGUGGUGGCGGGGCUUUGAGGUCGACGCGCCAUUACUUGAAUCCGCGACCGUGGGCCAGGAGGUGGCACCAUGUGCGCGUGGGCCACGGGGACUCGCUGGACUGGGCCAGGUGCGCGCGGCUCCUGGCAGGGAAAGCCAUUGGUGUCUGCUUUGGCGGGGGUGGUGCACGUGGGAACUGCCACUUCGGCGUCAUAAAGGCGAUGCAGGAACUUGGCAUACCGAUCGAUGUGGUCAGCGGCACAUCGUUUGGAGCCCUCGCGGGGGCGAUGUAUUCCAUGAGUGCGCCCGAACCUCGCUCUCUGCCGGCGCUGGUGAAGAAGGCGAUGGGCAAGCAGUUUUCCACCCGGAAGAUGCUCCUGGAUUUGAACUUUCCCAGAACUGCAUACUUCACGGGGGCCUACCUCAACAACGUCCUGAAAGAGAUCUUUGCUCGCCGACGGCUUGAAGAUCUUCUGAUUCCCUUCGCGUGUACCAGCACGGACAUCGUGAACUUCGAGGAGAAGGUCCACAGAGAUGGCCCGCUGUGGCGUGUGGUCCGGGCAUCGAUGAGCCUGGUUGGCUUCGUGCCGCCGAUCCCUCACCAGGAGCGGAGAGAGGAUGGCAAAGUCAACACCACCUUGCUGGUCGAUGGAGGGUAUGCAAACCAGUACCCCAUCGAAGCUCUGAAAGAGCAUGGUGCGGGUACAGCAGCUGGCCCUUGA